UCAUGCUUGGGAUGUUUACUAUGCUUAGACUGCGGUUCCUGCUCGGAGUCAUGGCAGCUGCUACUUCCAUGCCUGGCAAGCGGCCAGAGCUCACCCCAAGACUGAGUGCCAAAGUGUUCGGGGAGUGCUACUGGGAGGUCAAGGAGUUGGCUGCGUUCUGCCGGUCUCAGGGUCUGCCCGCCAGCGGGCUGAAGGCUGACCUUACCAAGCGGGUGAAGGACUUCCUGGGCGGCAAGUGCCCUGAAAGGGUCUCAAAGGUUACGAAGGCCGACCGCGACAGCGUUGUGGCCGGCGGCCUGAAGCUGAGCACCCCAGUGCAGAAUUACAACAACGAUGCGGCCACCCGCAGCUUCUUCCAGAAGCACUGCGGCCAGGACUUCCGCUUCAACGAGUAUCUUCGCAGCUUUGCAAAGGGAACGCAAGAGGGCCUGACGUACAGAGAUCUGGUGGAGGGCUGGAAGGAUGCUGAGCAGAAGCGACGAGAAGGCAAGCAAGAGAUCGGGAAGCAGUUUGAAUACAACCAAUUCACGCGGGACUUCUUUGCCGCCAACCCCGGAGCUUCUCGUGCUGACAUGAUGGAGGCCUGGAGAACCGUCCGCAGUUAUCAGGGGCCAAACACCUACAAGGAGUUCCGCAAGUUGUCCAAGUGAAAUGCCCAGGCCCGUUGUUCCCACUGUUUCCGAGUGGCUCGCGCGAGGUAUGUGAACGUGUUACAUGUGUUGUUGCGCGUGAUGAACUAGUAAAUCAUACGUGAAGCGGCAAUGUUUUUCCUCAGGCAUUUUCUGUAUAUCGCGUCGGCAAGGCUGACACAGUAGAGACAGGUUGCGGAUGAGCACAUGAACGGCCUGGCAAACGGGUUGACGUGC
This is a messenger RNA of Effrenium voratum, 866 nucleotides long. NCBI's taxonomy places the organism in Eukaryota, Dinophyceae, Suessiales, Symbiodiniaceae. The record is from the annotation of a GenBank genome assembly.